Phycomyces blakesleeanus NRRL 1555(-) is the source of this 2136-nucleotide messenger RNA. RefSeq lists its product as hypothetical. Gene Ontology annotation, molecular function: 3'-5' DNA helicase activity; four-way junction helicase activity; hydrolase activity. Lineage: Eukaryota; Fungi; Mucoromycota; Mucoromycetes; Mucorales; Phycomycetaceae. The transcript is spliced from 3 exons. The record is from RefSeq and is a predicted model, not a curated record. Gene Ontology annotation, biological process: replication fork reversal; double-strand break repair via synthesis-dependent strand annealing; interstrand cross-link repair. The annotation marks the transcript as partial.
AUGUCUGACUUUGACGAUUUCGACGAUGACCUUGACCUCACACCCGAAUUCCUAGAAGAGCUUGACAGAGUAGAAGCAGCAAAUAAUGAGCCACCUUUAAAUGCAGCUCAAGAUUCAGAUUCGUUUAGUGAAUUCGAUGAUUUUGAUCCAGAAGCUUUAAUAAGAUUAGCAGACACUGCUGAAAUAAGCAAUUCUUCAGACACAUUUCAGCAAAGCAAUACUUUAGAUGUCCAUAAUCACUCUGUAAAAAACAUUCCACAAAGUCAAUUAACUUCAUUCUUUGGCUCGCCUAUAAUCACACACAGACGAUCAUCCGCAGCAGUAAUCUCCCCAAUCCGGCAAACAAGAUCUCCAGCACAACAAAGCACCAAUAGAAGCAGUCUAGUAUAUGGCGAAAUAUCACAUUUGGAAGAAGAUCAGGAACCUCCCCAGCCUCCAUCGCCAGAAGCACAAACAUUUCAUCCAUUUGAUCGAGAUGCACUUCCCACUUGGGUUUAUCCUACAAAUUAUCCAAUUAGAUCCUACCAAUACAGCAUCAUAAAAAAAGCCAUAUUCACAAACACUCUCGUAGCACUUCCUACUGGUCUGGGAAAAACAUUUAUUGCUGCAGUGGUUAUGUAUAAUUAUUACCGUUGGUUUCCAAGCGCAAAAAUUAUAUUUAUGGCACCAACACGGCCUUUGGUAACACAACAAAUUGAGGCAUGCUUUAAUGUUUGUGGACUUCCACAAAAAGACACUGUUGACAUGACAGGAGGAAUGAAUCCCCCAAAACGUAAAGAAAUGUGGAGAACAAAGCGAGUAUUUUUCCUGACGCCACAGGUGCUACAAAACGACCUUAAAUCUCGAAUAUGCCCUGCCGACCAAAUAGUUUGUAUUGUGGUUGAUGAAGCCCACAAAGCUACUGGAAAUUACGCUUACACCGAGACUGUUAAGUUGAUUUUAAAGACACAUGAUCAGUUCCGAGUACUCGCCUUGACUGCCACUCCUGGAACGAACAUUGAAAAAGUUCAGGUUGUACUAGACAAUCUCCGGAUAGCUAAUGUGGAGAUACGAACAGAGGACUCAAUGGAUAUCCGAGAGUAUUCUUUUGGAAAAAGCAUUCGUACAAUCAUCGUAAGACUAGACGAGGGAGAAGGAAUUGUACAAAACGCUAUUAGAACUUUCAGAAAUGAGGUGUUCACUCCUUUAUUACGGCGCCUUACCAAAUUUCAAGCAAUAUAUGACGAAGCACCUGAAAGAAAUACACCAUUCCAGUUAAUGAUGGCUCGAAAGGAGUUUUCAAUGAAUGCCAAGAAUUUCUCACCUGCUGUCAAGUCCAUGGUACAAACAGACUUCUCAAUCGGGGAUGGUUUAAGUCGUGCUUAUGACAUGCUUUGUCAACAUGGAGUCGGGCCUUUUUUAACUAGUAUCGACCAGACACUACAAGAUAUUCAGACGGUCAUUGAUUCUGGAAAGCAUGUACCAAAAGAAAAAGCAAAGUUAUUGAGUGACUUUAAACUCAAAAACCUUUUGAGAAAUCUAAGAAACAACUACGACCGACCCGAUUUUGUUGGUCAUCCAAAGAUCAAUAGUCUUAUUCAUUCUAUAAAACACCAUUUUGAGAACAACCAAACCAGUAGUAUAGGACAUACAAACACGAAAGUAAUAGUGUUUUCAUCCUAUCGUAGUUCCGUAGAAGAAAUCGUGAAGGUGUUAUCAAAGCACCAACCACUUAUCAGAUGCUGUAGUUUUAUUGGCCAAGCAAGUGGAAAAAAUGGCACAAAAGGUUUAAAUCAAAAAGAACAACAAGAGGUCGUUUCUAAAUUCAAACAAGGAGAAAUCAAUGUAAUCGUUGCAACCUCAAUCGGAGAAGAAGGCUUGGACAUCGGAGAAGUCGACCUGAUAGUGUGCUAUGACUCGCAAAGUUCUCCAAUUCGAAUGCUUCAGCGUAUUGGUCGAACAGGGCGAAAACGCCAAGGGCAAUGCAUACUUCUUAUGACUGAGCAGGAAGAAAGAAAAUAUCAAAAAGCAAAGGACUCUUACAAUAGUGUACAAAGAGCAAUCGCACAAAAGAAUUUGCUGACUUAUUUCAAAAAGAAUCCUUACAUUCUCCCUGAAAACUACAAGCCUGUUUGUUGCAAGAAGAAGCUAAAUAUC